AGCGCAAAGCGCGAAACUCUAGGGCUACGCGAACAAGAAACCUAUUCGCAUGUGCUGAUCGAGAAGGGAAAGGCCUUUAUCACGAUGAUUUUUACUAGUAACUCAUAAUUCCCUCGCCUUAGGUGAAUGAGGGUGAACCGCAGUUUAAGGCUACUAUGCGCUACGACAGUUGGGUCGGGUCGGAGUCGGACAGCGAUAUACUUCACCACAGACAUUCCGUCCUGAUUGCAUUACAAGCCGGGGACCCUGAACGAGAAUAUGUUCCAGCGACCAUCACCCAAGUACCUGUCGACAUGUAUAUCUCACAUGCUCCGAUAAACCCAAACCCAUGACUGCAAUGAUCAAUCUUGAUCUUAUCUAGGUCAGUAAACAGGUAAGGCCAUCUUAAUCAGUGUAUCGUCGUCGUCUCCGAUGUCAAUGUGCUCCAGUGUUCGAUUCGAAUAAGGAUAGCAUAUUGCUCAGGAUGACCGGUGUU
Serpula lacrymans var. lacrymans S7.9 is the source of this 475-nucleotide messenger RNA. RefSeq lists its product as uncharacterized. The coding region runs from base 156 to 332 and encodes 58 amino acids. NCBI's taxonomy places the organism in Eukaryota, Fungi, Basidiomycota, Agaricomycetes, Boletales, Serpulaceae. The transcript has 3 exons. The record is from RefSeq and is a predicted model, not a curated record.